Messenger RNA from Schistosoma spindalis, 2529 nucleotides. The record is from the annotation of a GenBank genome assembly. NCBI's taxonomy places the organism in Eukaryota, Metazoa, Platyhelminthes, Trematoda, Strigeidida, Schistosomatidae.
AUGCCUGCAUCAAUGAAAUCAUCAUCAAAAUUCAACUUAUCCACUAAUUCAAAACAUUCAUCUCAAUCAAUUAAAAUGGAAAAUCCAGAAUUGAUUCAACUACUUGACUGUGUUGGUGAUGAUGAUGAAAUAGUUAUUGUAGAACCUACAGAUCCAGAUGAAGAUCGUAUGAAACAGGAAGAUACAAAAUUCGAUGAUGUAUUAAAGAAAGAACAAGAAGAUUAUGCAGAGCAAGAUUACAAUGGGAAUGAUGUAGACAUGAAUUCAAAUGACUCUCAUAUGAAAAGUGAAUCUCACAUUCCAGUGUCGAAUAGUAAAUUGGAUGAACCCACUGGAAAUGGAACUGCAGUCACCGUAACCACAGAUUCGGUUAAACCUAUUGGAAUUCUACCUCUGAAUGAUGCCAUUCACAAUUUACUCACAUUUACACCACAUGUUGCUCCCACCAUACAAAAUGUUCCACUUCAACCUAUACUGUCGAGUAAAAUGAAUGGAUCAGGAAGUGUGCAAUUGCCGAGUGUUGUUUCCAAUGCAUUGCCUACAUUGUGGCUUCAUUCUCCUGUUGUGAAUUCAACGGGAAUGAGUAUGCCUAAUGUGAAUAGUGUGACAGAUUUGACGAGUAAUAUUGUACAGAAUAGUGCGACUGCACUGAAUCCACUUGUUGCUGCUGUGCUUGUGAAUUGUGCCACAGUGAACAUGAUAAGUCAGCUAGCUGGAUCUAUGUGUACUCCGAUGGUGAACAGCAGCAUGAUCGAUGGUAAUGUUAAUGGUAGUAAUGUGAACAAUAAUAGUACCCACACUAGUAGUGCUUGUAGUGUUAAUAGUGGUAGUGGUAGUGUUGGUGUUGGUGUUGGUGGUGUCGGUGUUGGUGUUGGUGGUAGUGGUGGUAGUAGUAGUGGAGUCAACACUGUAAUAAUCCCUACAGCGUCAUUACUUCCCAAUUUGUUAUCUGCGAUUCCGUUGUCUACGUAUAUAUCGGGAUUAGGACUGAAUACAAGUGGAGGUAUAAUUACUGCACCAAAUAGUUUGUGUAAUGUUGGCGUUACUAGUACAGUUGUCUCGUCUGCUGCAACUCUCAAUACGAACAAUAAUAACAAUAAUAAUAUUGGUGGUAUAAUUGUGACACCAUCGAAUGUUGAUAAUAUUAUGGUUUCACUGUCAUCUUGUAGAAAUCAAGCUGAAAGCAAUAAUGUGAUGUAUAAUACUGAAAGAUCCGUUGUAAAUAAUUCAUCUAAUGAAAUUAUCAAGAAUAUUGAGAAUAAUAAUGGUGAUAAUAAUAGUGCAACAACUGUAAAAUCCGAAUCAUUCCAGUCAUAUAUGAUAAUUCCUGAUUCCAGAACAAUGUUUAGUACUAAGCCUACAAGAGAAUUGAGGAAGUAUCACUGUACAUAUCCAGGAUGUGACAAAUCGUACGCUAGACGAUGCCGAUUGAAUCAACAUUUAUUGACACAUAGUGAUACUGCUCCGAUAUCUUGUGAUGUACCGAAUUGUAAUGUGAAAUACUUUUCAGAGGAGGAUUUAAAAAGACAUAAAUUAUCUCAACAUGCAUCCGUUGACAAGGAUCCGCGUCGUCGAUAUGCUUGUACUUUUUCUGAAUGCAAUCGAUUCUUUCCAGAUUUGAGUAAACUCAAGGAACAUUUAAGAACUCAUACUGGUGAAAGGCCCUACGUUUGUAGAAAAUCUGGUUGUGGUGCUUCCUUCACUCGGUUACACAGUGUGAAACGUCAUGAAUUUACGCACGUACUUACACGUAAAUUUAAUGAACGACGUUCUUCAUCAGCUGACACUGUAACUAAUUGUACAAACCCGAAUAUUUCUGACACUUCUGGAUUUUUACACACUAAUUCUAAAAUCACUUCACCGCCCAGAUCGCCAAUAUCAAAAGAAUCAACGGAAAGGAGAGAUGUAUUGUUGAAUUCAUCAAAUAUUCCAAAAAGUCGUAUUCUCCCAACUAUUGCACCUAAAUCUACAGUUUCUCUUCCUAGUCCUCAUAGAAUUAGGAGGCAAGAAAUAAGAAUACAUUUUGUUUGUCCAUUUAAGGAAUGUGGUAUUGCAUUCUUAAAAUCAAGUAAACUUCGUGAUCAUAUAUAUGUACAUACAGGUGAACGACGAUUUGUGUGUGAUCAAUGUAAUGCAUCAUUCGUUCAAAGGUAUGAAUUACGUAGUCACAGUGUUAUCCAUCUUCGUGGUGCACAACCAAGAAGUUUAUCACAACAAACAAAUGAAACACUUGAAUCUAUUGUCACAAACAGUCAGAUUUCUAUCUCUACUGCUCCCAUUACUACUCCCAAUACUGAUACUAUUACUACUAAUAAUAAUACUAUUCCCACUGUUGCUACGACAGUUUCUUCAACCAGUUUUAUUUCAGAUACUACAAAUUCCACCAUAUCUACUGUUCCUGUUUGUAUCAAUACUCUUAAAGUUGAAGAAGAGUCACAACUCAUCAAAAUGGAAGAAAUUACUGAACAAUCAACAAGUUUGCAACCAUGUGAUACUGAUGAUCAGGUAACAGACUGUAUUGAUAAAUAA